Molecule: messenger RNA, 1780 nt
Organism: Planococcus citri (citrus mealybug)
Lineage: Eukaryota; Metazoa; Arthropoda; Insecta; Hemiptera; Pseudococcidae
Exons: 6
Coding region: 368-1780 (470 amino acids)
Source: RefSeq, a predicted model, not a curated record
ACAAAAAAAUUCAAUGAAAUUCGGCCCAUUUGAUCGAUUUGAUUUUGAUCCAUUAGCAAUGUCAGUUGGAACUUCCAUCAAAUUGAUUUUAUAAAAUGUAACAAUCUUCAUAAGCUGGAUUCAGCCCAAUGUGAUCAAUGUGCCUAAUACCUGUCCUAAAAUUCUUAUUUGAUUGAACAUACCGGAAUUUGUUUUAAAAUCCAUAAAGAAUCUAUGACCUCUCUCUCCUCUCUAAUUUUCCAUCAUCUCCUCUUCCCCUAUGACCAAAGUCAAAGUUCUCACAUAUAACCAACCAUGAAAUAAAUCACCCAACUGAUUGGUUUUUACAGCUCUACUGUUCAAUUACGAAGACAAAAAAUUACUGGAAAUGAACACUGGAAAAAAAUCUGAAAAAUUCCCCACCUGCGUUGCUGCCUGUCCGGCUUCUCCACAUUCAGAGCAAGAAAACAUAAUCAACAAGUAUGCUUCCAUUACUGGAAAUGGUAUAUUUUUGCAAGAUGUAUACAAAAACUGCCAAAUUGAAAAAAUGAAGAUUGACAUUUGUGACAAACGACCAACCCCUGCGAUAGUUUGGAAUAAAUCAAUGGAGGGGUACGAAAUUGGGUUUGAGUUGUUUUAUGAUGAAGAAAAAAAAAUAAAUUUACCAUGUUGGGAUUAUGAUAAAUACAUCAGAAUCAUCGAUGGAAAACCAGACAGAAAUCAAAAACUACCCCCAAAUAACAAAGAAAUACAAUCAUACAACGACAACGAUAGUUUCAGUUUUCAAGUGAAAAACAAAGAAAACGAUAACCCUAAAUUUGUAUUCUAUUUCAUAGAAGUGCUAGUAAUCACAGAGUUUAAUCUUGCACGAAACAGGAUGAUCGCAUUUACAAAAGACGCAAUAAAUGAUAAUUAUUUCGAAGAAACUCGGAAAAUUUCUCGCUGCAGAAAUUAUUACUUCGGAGGCCAAAAAGAUGAAACUCCAAUCGAUGAAAAUCUCGAAAUCCUGGGAUAUGAAGAGUAUGCGACUAAAUUCAAUGAAAAAUCCGACAAAACAGAAAAAGUCAAACACCAUCUAGAAAAAACUCAAAUAAUACCCACCCACAUGUUCCACACAUAUUGGACCAGAAUAGCUACCUGCACGUAUCUGAACACUGCAUUCAUUUGGAACACCAUUGCAAAUGAGCAAUUGAAAAAAGUCGAUUUGUUUUUAUACGCUUUUUAUCGAAUUUGGCCUUCUGAAGUUAAUAUAACUUUCGGAGUGACAGGAAUAUUGAAGGGAAUCCGUGAUAAAGUGAUGAAAGGAUUUGAAUCAGAGCAUCACCUCUUCAAACAGUAUCCAGUCCCAGAAAUAAUAUUUCGACGAGUCGAAUAUCGUUUAAAAGAUGAAAUCUAUGCAGCUGUCAUUGUGAUCCAUAACGCCGUUCAUUACAAAUUACCUCCGAAACGAAUUUGCAUCAAAAAUUUACACGGCUGGGAAGAUAUAAGUAAUAUAGGUGCUGAAAUUCCUGGAAAAACUUACGUGUGUCGUUUGACAAAAAAGAUUUAUGAGAAAUUAGGGAUCAAUGUGGCAACUUUACCAAAAAUAAAAGAUCUCAGACUGGAUCAAUUGCCUCAUGUCAAAGAUAAAAUUGGAACUGUUGGUUAUGCUGAUGUGAGUUUAAUAGUUCGUGAAGAAUUUAAACGAAUUAAGGAUCCAGAUAUGUCUGUUGAGAGCUUCAACAAUGAGGAUGUAAGUGAGAUGAUUCGUAGAAUGAAAUUGGAAGAAGCAAAUGUAAAAGAUCCAAAUGUAGCAGCUUGA